GCACGGCCGUGAGUCCCCUCGGCCCCGCGCCCUCUGCCCGGCUCCCCCCUCCGUCUGCCGCGACGGCCCAGAGGACGAGAGGCUUGCCAACAUAACCUCAGUCUUUAAAAAGAGCUCCAGAGGUGAUCCAGGGAACUACUGGCAUGGGGAAGUCUUUUUCUCACGUGCCAUUACAUACGUAUAAAGAAGAUGGCUCUGAUGGAGGAACAGGAUCAGAAAAUGUGAGGAAUGGGUUAGUUCACUCAGAAUCCCAUGCUGAAGAUGGAAGAAGUGGGGAUGUAUCACAGUUUCCAUAUGUGGAAUUUACAGGAAGAGACAGUGUCACCUGCCCUACUUGCCAGGGAACAGGACGAAUUCCACGUGGACAAGAAAACCAGCUUGUAGCGCUAAUUCCAUACAGUGAUCAGAGACUGAGGCCAAGGAGAACAAAACUUUACGUGACGGCUUCUGUAAUUGCAUGCUUACUCCUGUCUGGGCUGGCUGUCUUCUUUUUAUUCCCUCGGUCCAUUGAUGUGGAAUAUGUUGGUGUGAAGUCGGUAUACGUCACUUACGAACCAAGUAGACGUAUUAUAUAUCUAAAUAUUACGAAUGCGCUAAACAUAACAAACAACAAUUAUUAUUCUGUUGAAGUGGCAAAUAUUACAGCCCAAGUUCAGUUCUCAAAAACAGUUAUUGGGAAGGCACGGUUAAACAACAUCACCAACAUUGGUCCACUGGAUAUGAAACAGAUUGAUUAUAUGGUACCCACAGUCAUACAAGAUGAAAUGAGCUACAUGUAUGAUUUCUGUACCUUAAUAUCUAUUAAAGUUCAUAACAUAGUAGUCAUGAUGCAAGUGACUGUGACGACAUCUUACUUUGGCCAUUCUGAGCAAAUAUCCCAGGAGAGGUACCAAUAUGUAGACUGUGGAGGAAACACAACUUACCAGCUGGGCCAGUCAGAAUAUCUAAACGUACUUCAACCUCCACAAUAGAAGUGGCAGUGUGGAUAAUGUGGAAAGGAGAUGGCUGUUCAUCCUGCCAGAGUUCAUCUAAGUAGAACUGAUCAGAUUUGUUACUUGAAGGGGUGGGAGACUGUGGAUGGGAAGUUGAUUAGCAAUGCUGAAUGCUUAUUCACUUAUGAAAGGAGAUGGGGAUAAGAUGUAAAAUGUAUAUAGCCACAAUUAAUGAACAUUGUGUAUCCCCUUCUGUUUACUUUUAUAACAUACUGGCAUUUCUAUCAAAUUGUUUUGCUAGAAAAAAAAUUAUGAAAUGUAAGUACAGCAGUUGUCCUCUUUAUAGCACAGUCAAUGUUCAUGAUCGACACUUUCAUCUAUCCAGUUAGCUGUAUGCAUAUUUUAGAAGAAGGACAUCUAGAAGUUAAAUUUUACUCCAGUUGUUACACUUUAGUUCUCACUUUUUUUUUUUUUUUUAACCCCUUGAAAAAUCUGACCUGUAAUAUUGUUUAGUUAAAUAGUGAGUUUCUAUGCAGUACUCCAUAGAUUUGGAGGCUGGGAAGUUGCCUUUAUCUUUGUUUGUUUUUGGUGGGCUUUGUUUUGGUUAUUUUUGUUUUGUCUGUUUUUUGGUUUUGGAAUUCCAUUUCUUUAGCUGUAUUUCCAUUAGCUUACUGCAGUACUCAUGCGCACACAUAGAUCCCUUGGGUGGGAUAAAAGUUUUACUUGAAUGUGGACUAUAUUAUAAAGCAUAUAGUUACUGCUUGUUCUACCAGGUUUUGUUUGUUUGUUUUUUAAAGUAAAAUCUAUGUUAUGUGUUAGACAAAAUUAAACUGCUGGCAAACAAGUUAAUGAGUAUUAAAUAUAUUGAGCACAUGUCUGUGUAGAUUCAAUUAGCAGUAUUUACCGGAACUUCCUUUGAGCUCCUUCACUUUGUGUCAGAUUUAGAGUAAUUCUCUGAGAACAAAGUAAUGUAUUUUUCCCUGCCCUCCCCGGCCCCUUUUAAAGUAUAGGUGAUUAUGUAAACAGGUUACAAGAAUUCCAGUGUGGUUCCUUUCUGAUGACAAAAUGGUACCUUCUCGCUGAGUAAAUGGCUUCUGUAAAUCCCCGAAUGUCGGGUUCAAAACAUCACAUUGGGAGAAGCAUAAUAUAAUUUCAGAUCUUUAAUGCCUUUUGAUUGGGAGGUGGAAGAAGGCAGAUUAUCUUUGGAUCUCAAGUACCAGAACCUCUUUCUUUAUUCCAUUUCUUAGCUAGGAAUGAUGACUUCUAAAUUUGGCUAAUUAGUAACAGGUCAUGUUUCUUUUGAGGUCAGUAUUUUGUAAUGAACAGGUGUGAAGGUUUUUAUGUCACCUUCUCUUCCAGUGUAGUUUUUUAAGAAAUAAGGACAGUCUAGUUAGUUGGCAAUGAAGUGUUAAAUCUCAAAGAAGGUAAUUUAGGGUAACCUCUUUCUGGUAGUGUCUGAAGUUUGAAAACAUUGUAUCUCUUUUUAUUUUUUUUCUGUUACAAACCUUUUGUCAUACAUGGAGCUAAAUGUGACAAAUGUGUGUUUAAGAACGUUUUAAAUUAAACAUUUCAAUACUUCAGUAUUGAUGCCCCUUGAUCCUGCUAGGGGUUGAGAGAGACUUCCGUUGUACCUACAUAGGUCCCUUUUCAGUUUUGGAGCCAAAAUGAUCAGUUCUGUAAAUAGUGCUGGUUAGUUUUCAUUGACAGAAUCAAUAUGUUAAGGUGUACUUUUUUUUUUUUUUUUUUUUUUUAAGUGUCUUUUGGUUCUGGAGCGGUCAAGAAGAAAGAGUGAAUCUUUACAAUCAUAAAUAAAAAGCUUGUAUUGCAGCCUAAUGCAGUGAGAUGUAAUUUAAAUGCCUUGAUUGUGGCCAUCAGCAAAGUAAAAUCUGGUGCAGGGAUGGUUCCAGCAUUCGUCUUUGUUUCCUCUGAUCCAGGCUGGCUGUGUUUUUUGAGGCUGAGGACAGAUAUAUAGAAAGUCUAGCCAAGCUUAUAUUGCGAGCACCAGGGAAUAUUGUGAAAUUAGAUGCUGUGCCAGGUCAGUGCCAUCAGAGGAGGUCCCUAUCUGGAGUAGGAGAGAGAAGCCUUCAAGAUCUGGUUAUGACAGAAGUAGUACUACAGGUCUUCCCUGCAUAUGGGCCCACAUUUUUUUCCUGAAUUUUUGAAGUAGGGAGAAAAUGCCCUUUAAAAUUAGGUGGGUUUAGGGUUAAUAUAAAUUGCACCCUAAAAUGGGUGAAAAACUGGGAUCAAGUGUACAGAAAACUGAUUCAUUUAUAUAGCAACAGUAUUGAAAACUGACUAAAUAGAGGGCUUUUAUACUGCAACAUACAUACAUACAUACAUACUUUUUGUCACUGCACUAGCAGUUCAGGAGUACAGAAAGAGGUCAAUGAAGCCUGUCCCACAACAGUCUGGUUAAACAUUUGAAUUAACUGAGUAAGAUUUCAGGUUUAAUGAGAUGCCCAGACUUCUUUUAAGUUUUACCUUUUUAUGAACUGCUUGGUAUUAGCUACUUUGGAUAUGUUGACUUAUGGAAAAUCCUGCUUUACUAAUAUGUAUAACUUACUGAAUUCAUUUGUAACAUCUCUGCAUUCAGUAGAAUAAUCCAGUUAGGAAUUCGUUGGUUUAAGUGGCCAAGAACUGUUCUUCAGUUGCCUAAGGACUUGAUCCUACACCUUGAUAGCUGAAAAGCCCUGCAAAAUCGAAGGCUUGAAGUAGUGCAAGAAAUUAAGACUGGAAAGCUUUUUUUUUUUUUUUUUUUUUUAAGUGUACUAUAAGCUGUUUUGUCUCAUCUUUAUCUUUGCAAAAAUGCUGGUAAUGCAGUAACGUUCAGUGAAAAACUAAAGAGGGUUAAUAGCAAAACCUGUCUUCAGUUUUAUCUGAAAAGAGGAUAUAGAACAAAUGAGGCAUUUCUUUGUCUCCAUUGAAAUGCAUUUCAUUUGGAAUAUAUGGAUUAUAUGGAUCAACCUUGGACAUAUCGUUUAAGAGAAAAGGCUAAUAUGUAAACUAUAAAUUACAGGGUGUAACAAUUGGUACUGGAGUUCUUUAAGUAAAUGUGACUUGUGCACACGCAUCUAUCAUAAAUGGAUUGACUUUUUUUAACCUAUAAUAUUCAAUUAUGUUAACAAGUGCAAGGUUUUCUUAAGCAGAGCUCAUUAGAUUGAAGAACCACUGUUUAAAUUAUCCUUAAGCUAUGCACAUUUUUGGUUUCGUUUUUAAUAUUUCAAGAAUAAAUCUGAGAAGGUAGAUAGUGAGUAACUGCAAUUUCCCACUCAUCCUAAAUAUUCACAACACUAAAUAUUUAUGUAUUUUUUUUCUUAAAUAUAUAUUUAUAAUUUGGUAUGUAUUACUUCAGUGUUGCACUAUUAUAUAAGAGAUCUGUUCCUGGUGUAGCUUGUCACUUGAAUUUUCAUAAUUGCUCUGUAGCAGGUCUGUUGCACUUUAAAAAUGGAAGUUCUCUUUGUUUAAAGUAUGACUGUCCAGGUGAGGUACUGUAGUGACUUGAAAGGAAAAUGUGUAAUGUCUCUUUUUAAUGCUUUCAAAUAUGCAUAUUGUAGAGACCACUAAUUUUAAGGAAACUAUGUAUGGUGCAUUAAAAAGUACAUAAGGUAUUAGGCACUUUGAUCCAUGUCCCUCAGAAUUACAGCAACCUGCCUUGCCCUGUACUCCUGGGCUGACCCAAAGCAGUGUGGGGUGAGGCAGGGGCAUUUUGCUACAGCAGCAAUGUUCCCAAGCUUUCCCCUGUGACUGCAGCCUGCCUUGCUCAGCACUGCUCUGGGUCAGCUGGACAGUAGAGGAAGAGGGGAGUCAGGAGUUUAGCUCAGGAAAGCUUCUGCAUGUCUGGCUCCCAGCUGUCUCGCUUCCCCUUGCCCAUUGUUCAAUCUUCUAAGAGAAACUCUCCCAGGGGCAGUUUUAACCCUUGUUGUUCCAUGGUUUUUGGGGGGGGUUGGGUUUUGUUUUUUUGUUUUUUUCCUGGAACAGCCGUUUCUGCUGUGUAAGAAACAGCUUGAAUGUCUAUACGUUCUUGGUUUCUAUUGAGAGAACAGCGAUUCUCCUGGUUAGAAAUUGAACAUCUGUACCUAGCCUAAAAGAUUAUACAUAAUCCUUGCUCCUCAACUUCAGAAGUAUGAGUUCCCUUUCCCUGCUUCUCCUUUAACUCCCCCUGCCCCCCAUCUUUUCUUCAUCUUAAAACUGUAACAGGUCUCAUAAUUACUUUUCAAAAGUGUGCUGUGGAGAUCAGUAUUUUUUUAAGUAACUAUUUGCUAUAAAGUAUAAUGUCAAUUUUUUUUAAUGCACUUCUGAAGUGUGCAUGACCUUAAUAUUAACAUGACUGUACUACAUUUGUAACUUCUGUUUUAGCAACUUUGAACAUAUGCAUUAGUUGACUCUGAUACAAAUUGUCUUUGGAAUUCUGAAGUGAAUACGUCCUUAAGUUGUGGUAUGCUUAAGUAUAUAUGACUUCUGUUUUUUUGGUGUUUAAAAAUGGUGUGCACAUUUGGCAAUUUAAAAGAUCAAAACAUCUGUAUAACUUAAUUGCUUAAAGUCGGAUGAAAACGACUGAAGUUUGUAGUUAUGACAACACUCCAAAUAGAAGAGGCAAGAUUUCAGUUGUUAAAAUAAUAUGCUACUCUUAUUUACAAUGUGUGUAACAUCUAAAAAUGUACAUUAAUUUUGUGAUAAGAUCUUUUUUAAAAUUAACUAAUUGCAAUCCCUUUUGUUGUAUAAAAAUUGCUGUUAACUUCAGUACAGCAAAGUCAUAUUUUGCAGUUCAUCAUGUACAGUACAGUUGCAGGAUAAGGUCCUGGAUUGGAACUCAUAUUAUUUUUGCUUAACACUUCAUGACAGCUGCCAGAAGUUUGGCAAUGUUAUUAGAUUUACCUUUACCCUUUUUUUUAAGUGACUAUUAAUGCAAUGCAAUUUACCAAAAGUAAUUUGAAAUGUACAAGAUUUAACAAAAAACUGGAGGUGUGGGUUUGUUUGGGGGUUUUUUAAAGCACAUGGGCUUAAUGUGAGCAAAGCUAGGACUAAUCAUCCAGGUUUCUUUUCUCUUUCUUCUUUGUUAAGCUGAUCUUGAACUUCUUUAUUCUCCUCUAACUGAAAGGUAACCUACUUGCUGUGGUGUUCCCUACUUGCAUGAUCCUGCUUUGGCACAUGGAUGUUCCUACCAAUUGACUCUUGAUGGGCUUUUCAGGCAGGAGCAGUUUCCAGCUAGUAAAGAAAAAGUGCAGGAUAGAAAUCAAAUAUAAUGGAUCUGUCAAAAACAAAUGUACUUUGUACAAUGUGCUAAAAUGCAAUCUGUUUUCCAUGGUAGUAGCACCAUAGUGUAAGCAUACUGCCAUUCUUAUUGUUAGUGAUGGGGAACAGGCCUUAAAAUUUUAGAGAUGAAUGUCUUAUUGGCACUAAGACUUUUACAGUUAAAUACUAAUUUAGGUAAUUCAUGACAUAAUCUUUCCUUUUGGUUUAGGGAGACAUUUUUUCCACAAAUUUAACCACUGUUGUUCAUUGUAGAGGAAAAAAUAUAUAAUUGCUUAAGAUAUAGAGAUGCUAAUGGGUGAUAACUAUUUUUGUAAAUUAAGAAUUGUAAUUGUUGCUGUGGUAACUGUGUAGCAAAUUUGUAUCAGUUUAAUACGCAUGAUAAAUAAAAUUUCCAUAUAUCAAAAA
Molecule: messenger RNA, 6590 nt
Organism: Alligator sinensis (Chinese alligator)
Lineage: Eukaryota; Metazoa; Chordata; Crocodylia; Alligatoridae
Gene: TMEM106B
Product: transmembrane protein 106B
Exons: 9
Coding region: 144-971 (275 amino acids)
Biological process (GO): dendrite morphogenesis; lysosomal transport; lysosome organization
Cellular component (GO): lysosomal membrane
Source: RefSeq, a predicted model, not a curated record